AUGAAACCCAUCGCCAUGGCCCUGAUGUGCCUGCUGCUGGCUACCAUGUGGCUACAGGAUGUGGACGGCAAGAGCAUGCAUGGGGUCUCCUCUAGGUGCUGCUUGAAAACCUUGGAGAAACGGCUUUCCCUGAAGUCUAUCAUGUGUUACAGAGAGAUGGGCCGCUCCUGUCGUUCCUCAGCUGUGAUAUUCAGGCUGAAGAAAGGUCAAGAAAGCUGUGCCUUAACCAAUGCUGCGUGGGUUCAAGAUUACCUAAAGAAGGUGAAACCCUGCUAACUGGGGUAAAGAGAAGCUACCUUCCCAUCCCAGCACCAGAGACUGCAGCCUCACUUAGCCCUCGACCCUCCAAUGGCCGCCAUCCUUCUGUCUACUGUUGCAGGCUCACAGAUCUCAGUCAUGUGAUAAGCUAUAUUAUGGUACUUUAUUUAAAAUAUAUUAUCUUCAACUCC
Messenger RNA from Grammomys surdaster, 449 nucleotides. It is a transcript of the gene Ccl1, whose product is annotated as C-C motif chemokine ligand 1. The record is from RefSeq and is a predicted model, not a curated record. The transcript is spliced from 3 exons. Lineage: Eukaryota; Metazoa; Chordata; Mammalia; Rodentia; Muridae. Gene Ontology annotation, molecular function: CCR chemokine receptor binding; chemokine activity. Bases 1 to 276 code for a protein of 91 amino acids. Gene Ontology annotation, biological process: G protein-coupled receptor signaling pathway; inflammatory response; monocyte chemotaxis. Gene Ontology annotation, cellular component: extracellular region.